CUAGAAUAUCGGUGUACCUAGCCAUUUAAAUUUUUAUAUAAAAUUUGAUUGACACAACACUUUCUAAGUUUAUAAAUUGUACUAAAAAUUUCAUAAUUAUAAUAAUUAUCUUAACAUUAGUGACACGGUAACGAUUGGCACGCAGUGGCUGUGACGUUCCCUGGCAAACAUGGCGCGUUGCACUCCGGACAUCGGUAAAUAUUGCAUCGAUUUUCGAAAAUGUCAAACGACGAGUCGCUGACAGCGUGCAAGGAGGAGAAGGAAGAUAAGACGGAUCCGGGCGCUAGUAGACACGGGAACUUCAUGAAUUAUUACCAAUUCCAUCCUGCGGAAGAGCGCGUGCGACAACUUCCGCGUGGCGUGUGGCGGCCGGCCCAUCCGGACCGGAAAUACGUAGGCCUAGACGUCGGUUGUAACGCGGGGGAUUUAACGUUCGUGUUGCACGAUUUCCUCGUGAACGCCGUAUCGACCGAUCGAGCGGAGAUCUCGUUGCUCGGCGUGGAUCUCGAUCCGAUACUGAUCGAACGAGCACGAGAACGGAACCCACGACCGGAUCAGAUCAUUUUCGAGUGCCUCGAUUUCGUUACCGACGAUCGCAACCAUAUUUUCGAGGGCUACCUUCGCCGUUUCGAGAAGUCACGCUUCGACGUGGUAUUCUGUUUCUCCGUGACGAUGUGGAUCCAUUUGAAUCACGGGGACAAAGGACUGGCGGAAUUUCUACGAAAAGCUUGCUCCCUCGCGCGGAUGGUCGUGAUCGAGCCUCAACUUUGGAAAUGUUACAGAAACGCGUCGAGACGAUUGAGGCGAUCGAAAGGCGAGGGAUUCCCCUUAUUGAAGACUCUGGAGCUCACUGGCGACCCAGCAGCGCAUAUCGAACGUAUAUUGACGAAUAUUUGUAACUUUCGACGAGUGGCCGUCACCGCCGACAACGAGUGGAAGCGGAGACUAUUAAUUUAUGAGAGGACGUGAGCAACCGCUCUCAAGAUUGAUGCAUUUCCGUAAGUUAAUCGACGUCAAACGAAUGAAUGGAGAUCUUUUUAUGCGGCCACCGCUGAGAGAAUAUUAAUGCCAUCGUUAGAACGUGUAGUCCCUGAAAGCAUGCCACGGACAAAGGCUACGUAUACAGGGUGUAAACGCUUACCGGCUGAGAGCCUAUCAAUCAACUGUUUUACCGGCCAACGUUUACCGACCGAUAGCCUAUCAAUCAACUGUUUUACCGGCCAACGUUUACCGACCGAUAGCCGAUUAAUCAACCGCUACCGGUCGGUAAAGUGUUAAGGUACCAUUUUAAACUGGUCUUCUCAACAUUAAUUAAUAAAUAAUAUCUGCAAAAUAGAUCCUUCAGAAGCUUUGUAAGAACUAGAAAUAAGCUAAUUUAUCAAAUGGUUGAAUAAGGAAAUAAAAAUACAAAGACUUGGUAUAAUGGAUAGUAUGAAGUUUCACGAGUGUAAAAGUCAUGCUCAAACAUGUUAACACUUUACCGACCGAUAGCCUAUCAAUCAACUGUUUUACCGACCAACGCUUACCGACCGAUAGCCUAUCAAUCAACUGUUUUACCGGCCAACGUUUACCGACC
Colletes gigas is the source of this 1576-nucleotide messenger RNA. Its product is annotated as probable RNA methyltransferase CG11342. The record is from RefSeq and is a predicted model, not a curated record. Gene Ontology annotation, cellular component: cytoplasm. The transcript is spliced from 5 exons. Bases 220 to 969 code for a protein of 249 amino acids. Gene Ontology annotation, biological process: negative regulation of pre-miRNA processing; miRNA metabolic process. NCBI's taxonomy places the organism in Eukaryota, Metazoa, Arthropoda, Insecta, Hymenoptera, Colletidae. Gene Ontology annotation, molecular function: RNA methyltransferase activity; O-methyltransferase activity.